Nipponia nippon (crested ibis) is the source of this 1482-nucleotide messenger RNA. NCBI's taxonomy places the organism in Eukaryota, Metazoa, Chordata, Aves, Pelecaniformes, Threskiornithidae. The record is from RefSeq and is a predicted model, not a curated record.
AUGACACGGCUGGCUACGCAGGCUGCCCCAGGCAAAGAACAGCUGCACGUCGCCAAGUCGGAAACCCCAAAGAACAUGACACGGCUGCCUACGCAGGCUGCCACAGCUAGUGAAAGAAAUUUUGGAGAACAGUUUCUUCACUUGUAUCUUGUGGAGGGAAGACCAACAGUUCGAUUCAGCUGUGGAAACUCUCAGAACAUUCUGACUGUAUCUGUCAAUCAAUCCAUUAGCAAGGGUAUACCCAUCCCUAUCACAAUAAGCUAUAUGUUGCCUGUGAGCAGUCCUGAAGGUUACUGUAUGAUUGAAAUGGCUGCAGAUGGAAAUCCUCCUGUACAACACAGACUUUCUCUCUCAUAUCAAGCAUCUCAGAUCACCUUUGGAUCAAUCUUCCUUGGAAAUGUUCCUGUUCAUGAAGAGGUUCAUCGAUGUGCUGGGCAGAUACAUGGCUAUAAAGGAUGCAUUAGGGAUUUUCAAGUUAACAACAAAGAGUUGUUCAUCAUAGAUGAGGCUCUUGGAGGGAGGAAUGUUGAGAACUGCAAUGUUCCAAUAUGUGAUUAUCAUCCAUGUCACAAUGGUGGGAUCUGCACCAGUGAUGCAGAAAAUUGGUUUUGUGAAUGCCCUAAACUCUACUCUGGAAAACUCUGCCAGUUUGCGACUUGUGAUGAAAAUCCAUGUGGAAACGGUGCUACGUGUUUUCCAAAGUCCAGACGAGAUGCUGUUUGCCUUUGUCCAUACGGAAGAUCUGGCAUCCUCUGCAGUGAUGGUCUGAAUGGAGACGAUUUCUUGGAGUUAGGCCUCCGUAAUGGCAGAGUAGUGUAUAGCUACAAUCUAGGUUCUGGCACAGCAACAAUCAUUAGUAAACCACUUGAUCUAACACUCAAUAUUCAUGUCAUCCAUCUUGGCAGAUAUCUUCAAAAAGGCUGGCUGAAGGUGGAUGAUCAGAAGAAUAAAACUGUCACUUCUCCUGGCAGACUGGUUGGACUCAAUGUCUUCAGUCAGUUUUAUUUAGGAGGCUAUCAUGAGUAUACACCAGAACUCCUACCAAAGGGAUCCAGAUUUAAGAAUGGCUUUCAAGGUUGCAUUUUUGAUGUUCAAGUUCGCACCAGCACAAAUCAAGAGUUUAAGUCACCAGGGACUCCAGAAGGUCACCCCAAUUCUGGUCGCAGUGUUGGACAAUGCAAAGAUUCCCCAUGCAGUUUAAUAAAAUGCAGAAAUGGUGGGAAGUGCAUAGAAGGUGGCUCUACUGUUUACUGUGAGUGCCUCACUGGAUGGAAAGGUGCAUUUUGCACAGAAACGGUGUCAGUAUGUGAACCAGAGCACAAUCCUCCACAUCUGUGUAAGCAAGGUGGUACCUGUGUGCCGCUGCCUAACGGCUACACAUGUCACUGUCCUCUUGGAACAACCGGUACCUACUGUGAACAAGGGACUAUGGGUCCUGACCAAAUGCUUUGCCCUGCAUUUCACCUUACUCUGGCAGAAUAA